CGAAGCUGAGACCGCUUCCGAGAGUCUAGACAAGGGAUUUGUACACAUCGAAUCAAUAGUCAUCUCCUCCCCAUAAAUUGCACACACAUAGGGCUCAGUGCUCGCCUUGCCGAAGAGCUUGAUACCCGUAGGAAGACAAUGUCUUUUUUGCAAUAGCCCUUGGACUCGAACAAUUGUGUGUUUUUAUGCAUUCGUUCGUCGUCUUUGCUAUUAUUUUAUUUUCGAUUGAUAUUCGUUUUGGGUGUUUUGCGUCAGCAUCCACGUGUAGCAUUGAACGUCGCUGUUAUGAUUCGAGGCUUGGAGCAACUCAAGAGUGGAGGCCUGGAUACCAACCACAAGUCAUCUACAAUUCAGCCGUGUUUUUAGUUUUUCCCCUCCUUUCUCUGUUGUUUCUGGAAUACGUAUUUACUCAUUCAUUUAGUCCUAAUGCAAGUUGAACGUUUGCAGUAGCUCUCGACCACUUUUGCCUGAAGACAGAGAGCAAUGGUGCAUUUUUGUGCAUCCUGAAAUCUGCAUAUUGAGAGAGAUUAUUUGAUUCAGAAUUUACUUUGUGGCUUGCUGAUCUAAGGGAGACGCUUGCAAGUGUAGCUCUCCAGCCUCCACGAUGCUCUUCCACGGGCUGCUCGGAGGCGAGAUGCAGGGGGUUAUCUACGAGAUGGGCCGGAGGGCGAAGGGCGAUUCUACCGCCAUCAGUUCGGCUAUAGACAUGGGAGAAACAGAGACGGGUAUGAGGUCCAUCAACAGCGACCGUGUGGCCUUAUGCGCGGGCUGCGGGGGGAAGAUAUCUGACCGCUACUACUUGCUUGCGGUUGACAAACAGUGGCACAUGCGCUGUCUCAAGUGCUGCGAGUGCAAACUCAACCUCGAGUCCGAGCUUACCUGUUUCAGUAAAGACGGCAGCAUCUAUUGCAAAGAAGAUUACUACAGCAGGAGGUUUUCCGUCCAGAGGUGCGCCCGUUGCCAUCUCGGGAUCUCGGCGUCGGAGAUGGUCAUGCGGGCGAGGGACUUGGUCUAUCACUUGAACUGUUUCACCUGUACAAGCUGCAACAAAAUGCUCACGACCGGAGACCACUUCGGUAUGCGGGACAGUCUUGUGUACUGCCGGCUCCACUUUGAGACACUCAUACAAGGGGAAUAUCAAGCGCAUUUCAAUCACUCGGGGGAUGUAGACUCGGGCAAAGGACUUUGCGCGGGCAGCGCGGGGAACUCGCUGGGGCAGACCUACUACAACGGCGCCCGAACCGUGCAGAAAGGAAGGCCGAGGAAAAGGAAAAGUCCCGGGCCUGGAGCAGAUGUGGUGGCUUACAACGCAGCAUUAAGUUGCAGUGAGGAUGGGGACCACCUGGACCGUGACUCCCACUACUCCUCCAGCUCCAAGUCCAAGCGCAUGCGCACCUCCUUCAAACACCACCAACUGAGGACCAUGAAGUCCUACUUUGCCAUCAACCACAAUCCAGACGCCAAAGACCUGAAACAGCUGGCCCAGAAGACGGGUCUCUCCAAACGCGUGCUGCAGGUUUGGUUCCAAAACGCCCGGGCCAAGUUUCGCCGGAACAUUCUACGUCAGGAGAGCACAGGACUGGACAAGCUGUUGGAUGGGUCCACUCUAUCAGGGGGGUCGCCUUCAGGCCCUCCCUCCGAGCUGUCCAACUCCUCAAUGAGCCCUUCCAGUACCCAUACCACCCUCACGGACAUGACCAGCCCCUCUAUGACAUCGGCUAACCCUGUACUGACCGCCGUGCCGGGGGGCAUGGACCUACAUGACUCCAUGAGUGUGAGCCCUUCCCAGACCACCCUUACCAGCCUUUUCUGAUGUCACCCACCCCACCCGAUCCGCCCAUAAACCAGCUCACUCAAGAGGGAGUCACUUAUAUAAAUGAUAUUCCGCCUGGACCCUGGACCUUAGGCUUCCACCCUGUCACUCCAUCCUGACCAUUCUGUUUCUAGGUAGGGAUUUGUAAAAAACUAAAUAAAAAAAGGUAAAAGCAUUGGGGAGUGUAAAAUGCAGAUGCAAAGUACUGUAGCAAGGUUAUCCGGAAGACUCUAGCGUGCCUUAUACAUUUUAAUCACACGAGGAAUCCCUGAUCUGAUAAAUGUCUCAUCUAGGUGGCAUAUUUCUUACAAUAUUUUGUUAAAGGACGGUUGCCCCACUGACAACUGCAUUUGCUUAAGACAUGGCCAUCAAAGCGGAUCUACUUUACAAUUCAGUCUGUACAGAGUAAGGGUCUGAUGUCAACAAGAAAAUGUAUAUUGAUAGAUAGGGCAUAGAUGAGAAUUAGAAUUAAACUGAUACAGUUGAUAUAAAGAUAUCAUGGUCACUAUCCUUUACUCAGACUUUGCUUUAAUAUUUUGUGACAAUAAACUGUCAUACACAGAAAUUAGAUAUAAUAUAUAUUGAUAUCUGACUCAUUGCUGAAGGAAUUGCAUUGAUUCUAUUUGCAGUCACCAUUUAAUAUCUCAGUAACACAUCUACAUUUUAAGCAAAAAUAGCUACAACAUAUCUAGUGCUUUUUGAGCAUCACACUCUUUGGAUUAUGAAUUGAUAGGAGAAACAUGGAUUUAGAUUGUGGAAUAAUGUCUGGCUAUUUGAAUAUUGUCACAUUCAUCACUACAUUUGUAGUUUGUUUCAGCACUUGUGUACCAGAUGCACUUCCACACACCAUACUUACCUCAGUCUAAAUGUCUUUCUAUGUUCUUGUUUCUGAAAACCAGCACUCUGAUUUUGGGUAGAUACCAAGGUUAUGGCUCUGUUUGCGUGGUAUCACAUUUUGAAAUUCUAAAAGUCCAUACAAUGUAGGAAUUUAACACAAAAUAAAUCGAUUUAAAACUUAGAUGCUGUUUGGGAGCAUCCAACAAUGGUACCAGCAAUCAAAAAUAAAUCCAAGACACCACUUCUAAAUACUUAUUUGGAAUUGCCCUAUAAAACGGUUCCUUGUGGGAACCUGCCUGAAUAUUGGUGUAGGUACAGAGAAACUAAUCAGGGAUUUGUGAAGUUGGCAAAUAAACCAACUUUACCUGGGUCCUGCUCAUUAGGACCGUACAGUAGCAACAUGUUUUGUAAUGGAAAACAUAAACGAGUGUUUCUUAUUGGACAAAUUCAGACAGUACCUCCUUGUUUCAAACUGUUUUCUUCCACUUGGUGCCUACUGAACAUUACCCUGGAAGCUGGUAGGACUGUAAGGGUUUCUGACAUGGAGAAUCAAGAUGCCUUCCUUUUGACUGUGAUUACCUUAACUCAUGAAUGAGGAGGGUGCUCUUACUUUAUCUUUACACUUGUGUACAUGCUGUUUGGGAUUCAUCAUCCCUUUAACCAGUCUUUUCUUUGUUUGUCCUCCUAUUCUUGUGCAGUUGCCCCCUUUUGAUGUAAUUAAGCAUUAAUUUAUUUCAAAAUGUAAAAUGGUGAGCAAGACUUGACCUGGUCUCUGUUGUUUUUUAAAAAGUUACUACCUAUAGGAUAUGAUCAUAUGCCAAACGCACACAUGUACAGUUGAAGUCGGAAGUUUACAUACACUUAGGUUGGAGUCAUUAAAACUUGUUUUUCAACCA
Molecule: messenger RNA, 3546 nt
Organism: Oncorhynchus tshawytscha (Chinook salmon)
Lineage: Eukaryota; Metazoa; Chordata; Actinopteri; Salmoniformes; Salmonidae
Product: LIM/homeobox protein Lhx2-like
Exons: 6
Coding region: 605-1813 (402 amino acids)
Biological process (GO): neuron differentiation; regulation of transcription by RNA polymerase II
Cellular component (GO): nucleus
Molecular function (GO): DNA-binding transcription factor activity, RNA polymerase II-specific; RNA polymerase II transcription regulatory region sequence-specific DNA binding
Source: RefSeq, a predicted model, not a curated record